Molecule: messenger RNA, 2400 nt
Organism: Mangifera indica (mango)
Lineage: Eukaryota; Viridiplantae; Streptophyta; Magnoliopsida; Sapindales; Anacardiaceae
Product: serine/threonine-protein kinase-like protein At1g28390
Exons: 1
Coding region: 336-1847 (503 amino acids)
Biological process (GO): protein phosphorylation
Cellular component (GO): plasma membrane
Molecular function (GO): protein kinase activity; ATP binding
Source: RefSeq, a predicted model, not a curated record
UCCUUCCAAAGUGCAUGCGUUUGCAUGUUAAAAUAAUACCAACCACCUCUCUCUCUUUCUCUGCUUUGAAAAUUUUCAACCAAAGCUGUAAAAAGACUUUGAGGCAUCACCACUACCACCCACUACCAUUACUUUUACAGUAAUGGUUUCUUCUUUUGCUGCUCUCUCGUUUUCCACCACCGCCAACUUUACAGCCUCUCUUUGACUAUUCAUUUUUCACACCUUCAAUGUUUUAUUUUUUAAUUUCAAGAGUUUUAUUUUAGAAUCAAUUCACUCAUCUUGUAUAUACUACUGCUGCUGCUACAAUUUUUCUUCCCCAUUUACUCAAAAUCAUCAUGGGUUAUCUAUCCUGUAAUGCUGAGUCUGCAAUCGCAAUCGCUACAUGCGAUUCCUACAACUGGGAUCUUAGAAAGACGAAGAAAUCUAGAAGCAAACCUGUUUUCAAGAUCAAAGAGUUUUUUUACCACGACCUAGUCUCUGCCACAAACGCUUUCUCUGCUGAGAGUUUUCUCGGCAAAGGCAGCCAUGGCAGCGUUUACAAAGCUGUGCUUGAAGACGGAAAACUCAUCGCCGCCGUUAAAAAGACCAUUUUUCACAGCCAGCCGUGUGUCAACUGCACCAGCCCAGCAGAAAACGAGAUUGAAAUUCUUUCAAGAAUACAGAAUCCUAGACUUGUAAAUCUUAUAGGCUUUUGUGUCGAUGCAAAACAAAACAAAUUGCUUGUUGUUGAGUAUAUGCCAAACGGUUCGUUAUAUGAUUUACUUCACUCUUCUUCUUGGCCCCCCAGUUGGACCAGGCGGGUCCGGUUCGCCUUACAGAUAGCCAAAGCAAUCCAAGCGUUGCACUCUUCUAACCCGCCGGUGAUUCACAGAGAUAUAAAGUCCUCCAAUAUUCUGAUCGACGAGAAUCGCAAUGCAAGAUUGAGCGAUUUCGGUUUGGCCUUGAGAGGACACGUGGAGGAUGUUAAAAUAAAGUGUACGCCCCCCGCCGGCACGUUAGGCUACCUCGACCCUGGCUAUCUUGCGCCAGGUGAUCUCAGCACCAAGAGUGACGUCUUCAGUUUCGGUAUUUUAUUAUUAGAAAUUAUUAGCGGUAGACACGCCAUUGAUUUGAAUCACAGUCCGCCGUCCGUGGUGGACUGGGCCGUACCGAUGAUCAAGCAAGGCAACUUCGCCGGGAUAUGUGACAUCAGGGUGGAUCCACUGCCCGACGCGACCGUUAUUGGGAAACUCGCGGUGCUUGCCGCGCGGUGCGUUAGAUCUUCGGUUGCGAAGAGGCCCGAGAUUUCAGAGGUGGUUGAGGCUUUAAAAGAUGUUAGAAAGCGCAUUCAGUCGCCUUGGAUUUGCAAUCGUUUUCAACGGCGCGCUAAGAGCGUGGAGAAAACCCAGCCGGCGGUUGAAGUAAAACAUCAAGUAUUUGAUGAAAGCGAUGAGUUAAUUAAUAGUAUUGGUAGAUUGAGUAGAAUCGGGAGUCGGAGGAACAGGAGGGUAUCCAGUGUUUCGAUUGCAGAGUACGGAAGUAGUGUAGCUACUAGUAGAGGAGGUGAUUGUGUGACUCGAUCGAAAUCUAUUGGUUCAUUUGGGGAGAUCAAACUGGGAUCCGUAUCAGAGCAGUCGCCAUUGGUUAGGAGAAGGCCGCCUGCAGUGGCGGUGAAAAUGCCAGUGGUGCGGCUGAGCAAGUCCAGGUCAAUGGGCGUGUUGCAAAGUCCAAGGGAAGUGCGCUGUAAUAAUAAAGGGUAUAAGUUUGAGUUUGGGAAGAGCCCAAAUUCAAGAGAGCUUGAGGUUUCAAAGCUGAUGAUCAAUUUAGAUGAGAAAUCAGAGCAGAAGAAACCAUUUGUUUCAUUCUAAAAGGAGAAGAUUGUAACUGUAAUUCCACUUUUGAAUCGUGAAUUUUGUUCUUUCAGGAUUUUGGCAUUUUCCUUUUAAGCAAAUCAAUUUAUUUCAGUCGGAGGGCAGGAUUAACUAUAACAUGAGGGGUUGUGAGAUGAUGAAUUCUAAGUUUAAAUUAUAACCCCAAGUGGUAUGCUCUAACUUUCCACUUUCCAGCUCUGCUAUGAAACCAUUGUCUCGUGCAUUUCAAAUGCUCCAAGUUCCAAAGAAACCAGGUGAUGACGCCUUUUCUUGAUCGGAGACAAGUUCAGCGGGAGCAUAUUUGGAUGGAAUCCAUCAGCUCUGCUAUGAAACCAUUCUCUCAUGUGCAUUUCAAAUGCUCCAAGUUCCAAAGAAACCGGGUGAUGACGCCUAUUCUUGAUCGGAGACAAGUUCAGAGGGAGCAUAUUUGGAUGGAAUCCAUCAGCUUGCAACAAAUCAUUUGGGGAUUUGAGUUUUAUCAAUUUCAUUUGUAUUUUUAUGAUGUUAAGUACCUGUUUAUGCAAUAUAAAUUCAAAUUUCAUGGUGAUUA